Cordyceps fumosorosea ARSEF 2679 is the source of this 429-nucleotide messenger RNA. RefSeq lists its product as hypothetical. The coding region runs from base 1 to 429 and encodes 142 amino acids. The record is from RefSeq and is a predicted model, not a curated record. The transcript is spliced from 3 exons. Lineage: Eukaryota; Fungi; Ascomycota; Sordariomycetes; Hypocreales; Cordycipitaceae.
AUGGACGAAUGCUGCUGCGACCGCGACGACCUCGACAAGAUCGCCAAGGGCUGGUCGAUUGCCAUGUUCUAUUCCAAGGAGCGCCUGCGGCGCGUGUACGAGCUCGAUGAUGCGCAACUGGGCAAGGCAGUGGAAGACGGGAAGCUGAUCCUGGAGACGCUGUGCCUGUUUGUGCACGCCUGCAUCAAGCGUGGGCAGUAUAGGUUGCCUGCAGAGUUUUGGCGCGUAUUACAGAUCGAGUACGGCAUCGUGGUAUACCCAUCCGCGCUGACUGAUGACGUGGACGUCCAAGGGCUGGGUGUGGAUGUGACAUUCACCGACGCCUAUUCAAGACACAUCAUCAUGUUUGGUCGAUGCUCCAGUGCCUGCCACCCGCCGCCGUGUCCAUUCCAAUACCUCCAGGAACCGCCGCCCGUAUACCGAAAAUGA